GCACCCCCGGCCUCCGGCUCCAACCCCCGUGGCUGGGACAUGCUGGGGAUUUUCUACUUGUGCCAGAUUCGGGACACGCUCCAAGGACAUGGGACUCCACGUUUAUCUUCUGCUUCUCCUCCCGCAGCUGGCAGGGGCCAUCCUGGACAUCACCCUGAUCGCCAACGUGCAGAGCCUGUCCCACUCUGACUUCUUCCUCUCCUGCGUCAUGGGGGAGCGCGACGUGAGCUACCUGCAGAUCGAGCGGGAGAACAAGAUUGUGAUGACGCACCCCAAGAUGGGCUUCCAAAACUACCGCAACCGCAGCAACCAGGUCCAGGCCAGGGGCUUCUCCAUGGCCGACCUGGUGGGGAUCCUCUACUCCCACCUCUUCCCGGUGAAGGCCACGCAGUCCGUGAACAUUGCUGAGCCAGCCACCUUCUCUGCCAGGGUCCUCAAGAAGAAGGAAAUGGACGUUAUGUGGAAAAGAAAUGGCAACUAUUACCAGACCACGGACCGAGGCGAGGUGAGGGACGACCUUGUCACCCUGAUGCUCCCCAAUGUCAGCGUGAGUGAAAAUGGGGUCUACAGUGCCACAUUCAUGGGGGACAGCCCUCUCUGGAGUGCCUUCUACCGCCUUAUCGUGAGAGCCUGCCCCGCGAAGAAAUGGGGACCAUCCUGUGAGAAGGACUGUCCCGACUGUCUGAACGGCGGCAUCUGCCAUGACCAUGUCGGUGAAUGUAUCUGCCCUCCUGGGUUCAUGGGCACCCGCUGUGAACGAGCCUGCCGGGAAGGCCAGUUUGGCCGCAACUGCCAGGAGGUGUGCCAGAGAGCCCAGGGCUGCAGGGGACUGAGCUUCUGCCUGCCGGACCCCUACGGCUGCUCCUGCGCCUCAGGCUGGAGUGGCUCCCGCUGCAGCCAAGCCUGUCCCCCAGGAUACUACGGCCCUGACUGUGCCCUGAGGUGUGCCUGCCGAAAUGGAGGCAGCUGUAACNNNNCAGCUGGGUGCCAGCCUCUCUCGUGCCUGGGGAGGUGCAGGGCCAGUCCUAACACUGACUUCUCCAUGCCAGACCGGUUCCCCCAGAUCAUCCAACUGGCCUCAGAGCUGGAGUUCAACCUGGGCUCAGAGCCCAUCGUCAGCUGUGUGGCCACUGGCAACCGCUGCCCCCCUGCCACCCCGCUGCCUGCCAGCGACAGCAGGGAGCUGCGCAAGGCCGACGGCACCGUGCUCAAGCUCAUCAAAGCCAUCAUCGAGCCGGGGCAGAUCACCUGCGAGUUUCAGGUGCAGCACCUGACAAAGGAAGACACAGGGCUCUGGGAGUGCCGGGUCUCCACGACUGGGGGCCAGGACAGCCGGAAAGUCAAGGUCAACAUCCGAGAGCCACCAGCACCCCUGAGCCCCCCACGGCUGCUGGCCAAGCAGAGCCGCCAGCUCGUGGUGUCGCCCGUGGACUGCUUCUCCGGCGAUGGACCCAUUGUAUCCACCAAGCUGCUCUACAAGCCCAAGGAUGACACCUCAGCAUGGUCAUCCAUUGUGGUCGACAACAGCGAGAACAUCACCCUCAUGAACCUCCGUCCGGUGACUGCCUACGUCGUCAAGGUGCAGCUGAGCCGGCCAGGGGACGGUGGGGAGGGUAGCAAGGGGCCUGAGGCCAUCAUGGUGACUGAGUGCCUUGAGCCCACAGUCAAGCCUGUGAUCGAAGGCUGGUCCAUAGAGGAGAAAAACACACUUCAUGUCAACUGGAAAUUGCCAAGUAACCAUGAGCCGGCACAUGGGUUCAUCGUCCACCUCUUCGACUCCGCGAGGCGGCUGGUCUGUGAGAAAAACAUCACAUCCAUCUCCGUGCUCUCCGCCCGCAUCGGGGACCUGGAGUUCAACAAGGAGUACGGGCUAGAGGUGCUGGUCUACCACUGUGCGAGCCUGGGGCCCCCUUCUGACCUCUACAAGGUCAUGAUCAACAGCAAAGGGCCCUCCUCCCCACGGUCGCUCUUGGCAGAGUCUGUGUCGGACACCGCGGUCAGGCUCUCCUGGCAGGUCCCUGAGUACCCUAACGGGGGCAUCACCAAGUACAUCGUGGAGCUGCAGCAGGUGGGAGGCACCAGCGAGCCCCAGUGGAUCGACACCGACAGCGGCGCCGAGACCACCAAGAUCGUUGGGGGCCUCAAUGCCAGCACCAGCUACCAGUUUCGUGUCCGGGCCAACUCUCACGUCCCGGGGGAGUGGAGCCAGCCUGUGAAAGCCAAGACUCUGGGGGAUGGAGCACUGAGCGUGCCGCCCAGCCUGGGCAGCCAGAGCACCGAGCAGGCGGGAAUAGACCAACAGCUGCUCCUGGCCAUCGUUGGCUCCGUGUCCGUCACCUGCCUCACCAUCCUCUUUGCCCUUCUGGCACUUUUCCUCAUCAAGAAGAAUUUUUUCCACCGGCGCCGCACCUUUACAUACCAGUCUGGCUCGGGGGAAGAGACCAUCCUGCAGUUCAACUCGGGGACCCUGACCCUGACGCGCCGCCCCAAGCCACAGCCUGAGCCCCUCAGCUACCCCAUCCUGGAGUGGGAAGACAUCAAGUUUGAGGACAUGAUUGGGGAGGGCAACUUCGGGCAGGUCAUCAGGGCCAUGAUCAAAAAGGAUGGCCUGAAAAUGAACGCGGCCAUCAAGAUGCUAAAAGAAUUUGCUUCGGAGAAUGACCAUCGGGACUUUGCCGGGGAGCUGGAGGUGCUGUGCAAACUGGGCCAUCACCCCAACAUCAUCAACUUGCUCGGAGCCUGCGAGAAUAAGGGCUACCUGUACAUCGCCAUUGAGUAUGCUCCCUAUGGAAACCUCCUUGACUUCCUCCGCAAAAGUCGAGUCCUGGAGACAGACCCAGCCUUUGCAAAGGAGCACGGUACUGCCUCCACGCUCACCUCCCAGCAGCUGCUCCAGUUUGCUUCAGAUGUGGCCAAGGGGAUGCAGUACCUGAGUGAGAAGCAGUUCAUUCACAGGGACCUGGCAGCGAGGAAUAUCCUGGUGGGAGAAAACCUGGCCUCCAAGAUUGCUGACUUUGGCCUCUCCAGAGGGGAGGAGGUUUACGUGAAGAAGACAAUGGGCCGCUUGCCGGUUCGCUGGAUGGCCAUUGAGUCCCUGAACUACAGCGUGUACACCACCAAGAGUGAUGUGUGGUCAUUUGGUGUCCUGCUCUGGGAGAUCGUCAGCUUGGGGGGCACACCAUACUGCGGGAUGACAUGUGCCGAGCUCUACGAGAAGCUGCCCCAGGGCUACCGCAUGGAGAAGCCGCGCAACUGUGAUGACGAGGUGUACGAGCUGAUGAGGCAGUGCUGGCGUGACCGCCCCUACGAGCGCCCACCCUUCUCCCAGAUCUCCAUGCAGCUCAUCCGCAUGCUGGAGGCCAGGAAGGCCUACGUGAACAUGGCUCUGUUCGAGAACUUCACCUACGCAGGGAUCGAUGCCACCGCCGAGGAGGCGUGA
Molecule: messenger RNA, 3439 nt
Organism: Balearica regulorum gibbericeps (East African grey crowned-crane)
Lineage: Eukaryota; Metazoa; Chordata; Aves; Gruiformes; Gruidae
Source: RefSeq, a predicted model, not a curated record